This is a messenger RNA of Toxotes jaculatrix (banded archerfish), 909 nucleotides long. RefSeq lists its product as uncharacterized. Gene Ontology annotation, biological process: T cell costimulation; cellular response to lipopolysaccharide; negative regulation of T cell proliferation. Bases 79 to 789 code for a protein of 236 amino acids. Gene Ontology annotation, cellular component: external side of plasma membrane. Lineage: Eukaryota; Metazoa; Chordata; Actinopteri; Toxotidae. The transcript has 4 exons. The record is from RefSeq and is a predicted model, not a curated record.
CUGAGUCUCAGACCUCUCCGUCUAUCCGGAGCACAGUGGAGCAGCAGAAGUCCUGUCGGUUCCUCAGUGACGGAGAAGAUGAUCUGCUGGAUCCUGCUGCUCAUCAUCCUGACCUCCUGUGUCUGUGUAGGAGCAUUUGUAGUGACAGUGACACAGAGCUCCUAUCAGGCAGAGGAGAACCACAACGUCACACUGGAAUGGAGGUUCACACCCAAACCUGACAGCUCCUCCAACUCCCUUUAUAUCUACUGUGAACUGAUCACUGAUCACAAAGCCUCCGUCCUGUAUCAUCUACAUGAGGGUGUUGAGGUCCCAGAGUCUCAGGAUGAACAGUUUUCAGGACGAGUCCAGUGCAACAAAGACGUCCUCAGAGAGGGACGAAUCAGACUUCAUGUGUCCAGACUCAGGACUGAGGACUCAGGCCUGUACCGGUGUGAUGUGAAGACAGAUGAUGAUGUGAGCAAUGACAAAUGUCAACUCAACGUCAGCACAGCUGCUGAUCCCCCCAAACCUCACAGACCAACUGUGAGCCCACAACCAGAGUGUCGGGGAAGGAUUGGUCUCUAUGCUGGACUGGGACUGGGACUGGUACUGGCAGCAGCUCUACUGGUCAAAUUCUGCUUUGCCUCAAGAGCCGAGGGAGGGAAAGAGAGAGAGAGAGGCUGGUUGUCCAUGAGGCUGCUUUUCCCUGCAGACCCAGUCAGACCUCUGACCUUUCACCUGUCUCACUGUCUUCAUGCACUGAGACAAACAGAGAGACAGACAGAGAGGGUGGGGUCACCUGAUUAGGGGAACUUUACCUGACUGAGGACGUCUCCUCUCUGGUUCAGGUGUUUACAGCCGACUGAGAGACGUUGCCUUUCAUUAUCUGUAAAAUAUGUACAUAUGUUAAAUAAAGCUUUAUUUAUA